CAUGCCAUCACAAUGCUACAGCAGCUCUCGACUGUGGCAGUUGGUAGAGCUUAUGAGCUCUUGGUAUUGGCAGUACUUCGCAGGUAUUCGUUCCAGUUGUACCACAGUGGUCGUCGGGGAGAUGGGGGUGUAGACUUCGUGGGUCACUGGGCCCUGACACCAGCUGCCAGACUGGAUAUUGUGGGCCAGUGUAAGUGGCGACAUCGCACACCACUGAACCCUGGGGAAGUGAGGGAACUCGAGAGUGUGGUGGCGAGAAUGACAGGUCCUCGAAAGACACCCUACUCUGUAGCAGGUCUUCUAGCCAGCUAUAGUGGGUUUUCCAGACAGGCGAUGCAGACAGGCAUGAACUCCGAAGUUCCUCUCAUCCUGACUCAAAUUAGACCACUCCCUCCCGAAGACAACUAUGACAUCAUCGGCUGUAAAAAUGACGUCAUUCCGACUGGACAUCAGAGUGUGGUAGAGGAAGAAUCGGGAUAUAUCAGAGAUUUUGUGCUGAACCACACUGCACAGACUCUCUGGCCCAACAUUAAAGUAACAUGGAGACAUAGUAGAGAGACAGGGAGAAAGAUUGAUAUCCUAGUACAAAAGACUUAAUAGAUGCAAAAUAUUUUAUAUAUAUUCAGUGUCUCUUCGUUCAAUUUCGUUAGCUUCACUCUCAUUUCUUUGUCAUAAGAGUUGUAUUAAUAAUGGUGGUCAAAGUGAAGUAAGUUGAAGAAAGAUGAACAUUCUAAAUAAAAUGAAGGAGAAA
Molecule: messenger RNA, 751 nt
Organism: Geodia barretti
Lineage: Eukaryota; Metazoa; Porifera; Demospongiae; Tetractinellida; Geodiidae
Source: the annotation of a GenBank genome assembly